Molecule: messenger RNA, 591 nt
Organism: Camellia sinensis
Lineage: Eukaryota; Viridiplantae; Streptophyta; Magnoliopsida; Ericales; Theaceae
Source: RefSeq, a predicted model, not a curated record
GUCAAUUACAAGAAGUUGCUACAAAAGGAAAAGAACUUGGUUUAGAUAACAGACUUGUUGGGAGGAUGUCUACAGAUUUACGGCAGAGAUCACAAACUACAUGUUUGAAGGAGCCUCACAUUCAUGGAAGAGAUGAAGACAUCAAGCAAAUUAUCGAAUUGCUGCUUGCGGAUGCUCCUGCUGGAAACCUUUUUGAUGUAAUUCCUAUUGUAGGAAUGGGUGGGAUUGGCAAGACUACACUAGCUCAGCACAUUUACAAUGAUGACCGAGUGGAAAAUUAUUUCAAUCUAAAAGCAUGGGUAUGUGUAUCUGAUGACUUCGAAGUUACGAGGAUAACAAAGGCAAUUCUCGAGUCGUUCACUCACGGUUCAUGUAAUUUUAGUAACUUAAAUGAGGUUCAAGUCCAACUUAGCAAAACGGUGGCAGGGGAAAAGUUUUUGCUUGUCCUAGAUGACGUGUGGGACUAUGGACGUGAUGGGUGGAAUUUGUUACGAUCCCCAUUUGGAGCUGGAGCACCUGGCAGUAAAAUCAUUGUGACAACGCGAGACAGAGGUGUUGCAAAGUAGAUGGGAAUGGAUAAAUAUCACAAUU